Acanthoscelides obtectus is the source of this 601-nucleotide messenger RNA. The record is from the annotation of a GenBank genome assembly. Lineage: Eukaryota; Metazoa; Arthropoda; Insecta; Coleoptera; Chrysomelidae.
AUCCACCACGGUGGGGAUAGGCUUUUUUUAAAUAUAAAUAACAUUAUCCCGAUUUGAGAUGCGUAGUCAACGUUUAGGUAGAUUAUCAACAGACCAAACAUGAAAUUGAUCAUUUUCUCACUUGCCAUAACUGCAGUCUUUGCGAGGCCGCAAACAGCAUCACAGCCACUACCUGCAAAAUCAGGCACAUCUGAGGAACCAAUCCCGAUAGUGAGAUAUGAAAAUGAAGGUGUCAACCCGGAUGGAUCGUACCAGUGGAACUACGAAACCGGUAACAAUAUCAUAGCCCAAGAACAAGGGCAGCUGAAGAAUGCUGGCAAUGCGGAAAAUGAGGCGAUGGAGGUGACCGGGUCGUACGAGUACGUCGCGGAUGACGGCACCAAGAUCCAGGUGACGUACAUCGCCAACGAGAACGGGUUCCAACCCCAAGGAGAUCAUCUCCCCACUCCACCACCAAUCCCUCCAGCGAUCCAGAGGGCGUUGGAGUGGAUCGCGGCGCAUCCAGAACCAGAAGAGCAAAACAACAAGUUGUAGUUAAUUAGGAAUUGCAAAAUUGUAAUGUAUAUUAUUUAAUUAUUGUAAAUAAAUUUUUUAUAUAUUU